Sphaeramia orbicularis (orbiculate cardinalfish) is the source of this 8106-nucleotide messenger RNA. It is a transcript of the gene dnajc13, whose product is annotated as DnaJ heat shock protein family (Hsp40) member C13. Gene Ontology annotation, biological process: endosome organization; receptor-mediated endocytosis; regulation of early endosome to late endosome transport. Gene Ontology annotation, cellular component: endosome membrane. The record is from RefSeq and is a predicted model, not a curated record. Bases 176 to 6952 code for a protein of 2258 amino acids. The transcript is spliced from 58 exons. NCBI's taxonomy places the organism in Eukaryota, Metazoa, Chordata, Actinopteri, Kurtiformes, Apogonidae.
GUAUCAGGAAUAUGGCAGCGUCCUGAGCGUUGUUGGGGGGAAUACGGCGUAACUGAGCACCUUCAGCAUCAGAGUGGGAAAACUGAGAAGCACCAGCCACACUCAGAGGAGGGUGGGGGGCUGAGGGACGGCUACGUAUAUUACCCGUUAGCGAUUCUGCAGGCCCUGUGAAAAGAUGAAUGUCGUCAAAGAAAACAAAGACCUGGCCUGUUUCUACACCACCAAACACUCCUGGAGGGGAAAGUACAAGCGAGUCUUCUCAGUGGGAACCCAUGGCAUUACCACUUACAACCCUACCACAUUAGAAGUAACAAAUCAGUGGCCUUAUGGAGACAUCUGUGGUAUCGGUCCGGUAGGAAAAGGUCAGGGGACAGAGUUCAACCUCACAUUCCGUAAAGGCGGCAGCAAGAAGUCAGAAACGCUGAAGUUCUCCACAGAACACCGGACAGAGCUGCUCACAGAAGCACUGAGAUUCAGAACAGAAUUUUCAGAAGGAAAGAUAACUGGAAGGCGUUACAACUGCUAUAAACACCACUGGAGUGACACACGAAAGCCUGUAAGUUUAGAAGUGACACCGGGUGGCAUUGACCAGAUUGACCCUCAUACCAACCGAGUGGUGUGCUCCUACGACUAUCGCAAUGUUGAGGGCUUCGUCGAGGUCUCUGACUACCAGGGAGGAUUCUGCAUCCUAUACGGGGGCUUCAGUAGGCUGCAUCUGUUUGCCUCAGAGCAUCGGGAUGAAAUCAUCCGGAGCGCCAUAGAGCAUGCAGGGAAUUUCAUUGGCAUCACACUACGACUGAGGAAGGAGGCCUUGACCUUCGAGGGGUUUGUGACGGACAGGUUGGGGAAGUACAGCUCAGAUGAGAGCAUCACUUCCCUGGCUGAAUUCGUGGUUCAGAAGAUCACACCUCGCCACCCAGAGCCUGUUAAACGUAUCCUGGCCUUGACAGAAACCUGUUUAGUGGAGCGAGACCCGGCAUCGUACAACAUAGUCACCAUCAAACCUUUUGGAGAGGUUUUUGCUCUCAUCUGUGAUGUGGACAACCCUCAGGUGUUUACAGUUGAAUUCAUCAGAGGCCAGAUCAGGAAGUUCUCUUCCACAGAGAGGGACUCCUUAUUGGCCAGCCUACUUGAUGGAGUACGUGCAUCCGGCAAUAGGGACGUGUGUGUCAAGAUGGCCCCCACCCAGCGAGGGCAGCGAUGGGGCCUGCUGAGCAUGCCUGUGGAUGAGGAAGUGGAGAGUUUGCAUCUCAAAUUUCUGGCAGCACCUCCUAAUGGGAACUUUGCAGACGCAGUGUUCAGAUUCAAUGCCAACAUUUCCUACAGUGGAGUUCUGCAUGCAGUAACUCAAGAUGGUCUUUUCUCUGAGAACAAAGAGAAGCUCAUCAACAACGCCAUCCUGGCUCUUUUGUCCCAGGAGGCUGAGUUGCCGGCGCAAAAUGCUGAGCUGGAGAGCCAUUUUCAGGCCAUCCGGCGCUUGGUGGCCUCCAAGGCUGGCUUCCAGGCUUUCACUCAGCUGCCUAAGUCUGGUCAAGGGUCUGGACUCACAGAUGGAACGUUCAGGGAAAAAUUGGGAGUAAAGACGGUAAAAGCUUUAAAACGGAACAAUAACGGUGUGACACAUGCUGCUAUAGACAUGCUCUGUGCCCUCAUGUGUCCAAUGCAUGAUGAUUAUGACCUGAGGCAGGAGCAGCUGAACAAGGCGUCUCUACUGUCCUCAAAGAAGUUCCUGGAAAACCUUCUUGAAAAAUUCAUCACUAAUGUGGACCAUGGAACGGGAGCUUUAGUAAUCAGCUCCUUAUUGGACUUCUUAACGUUCGCUCUCUGCGCCCCCUACAGUGAAACCACAGAGGGCCAACAGUUUGACAUGCUGCUCGAGAUGGUUGCUUCCAAUGGACGCACCCUGUUCAAGCUUUUCCAGCAUCCAUCUAUGGCAAUAGUGAAGGGAGCUGGUCUGGUGAUGAAGGCUAUUAUUGAGGAAGGUGAUAAGGAAAUAGCAACUAAGAUGCAGGAGCUGGCGCUGAGUGAAGGGGCUCUCCCGAGGCAUCUGCACACAUCUUUGUUCACGAUCAGCGCAGACCAGAGGAUGCUCACAAACAGGCAACUCAGCCGUCAUCUAGUUGGUCUGUGGACAGCAGAAAACCCUGUCGCUAUGAACCUAUUGAAGAGGAUACUGCCAAUGGGGUUGCUGGCUUACCUUGACAGUCCUGACCCAGUCCCAGAAAAAGAUGUGGACCGAAUGCACAUCCGUGACAACUUGAAAAUCGCCACGGAUCAGCUGAAUCGCAACAAGGUGCCAGAGUGGCAAAGGAUAGCAGGCAAAGCAGCCAAAGAGGUGGAGAAGUUUGCCAAGGAGAAGGCUGAUAUAGUGUUGAUGCACUGGAGAGAUAAGAUGGGCAUAGCUCAGAAGGAGCAGGACAGAAAUAACCUGAAUCCUAACCAAAAACCAGUGAUCCUCAGAAAGAGAAGGCAGCGAAUUAAGAUUGAAUCCAACUGGGAGCUUUUCUACUACAGAUUCCAGCUCGACCAUGCACGGUCCAACCUCAUCUGGAACCUAAAGACAAGGGAGGAGUUGAGGGAUGCUCUGGAGGGAGAGAUGCGAGCUUUUGGCGUGGAUCGUGAACUCGGCAACGCCACUGUCAUCUCAUGGAACCACCAGGAGUUUGAGGUGAAAUAUGAGUGCCUUUCAGAUGAGAUCAAGAUUGGGGAUUAUUACCUACGUCUGCUGCUGGAGGAGGAUGAAAAUGAAGAAUCGAGUGCCAUCAAGAGAUCUUAUGAGUUCUUUAAUGAGCUCUACCAUCGCUUUCUGCUUACACCCAAAGUCACGAUGAAGUGCCUGUGCCUGCAGGCUCUCGCAAUAGUUUACGGAAAGUGCUAUGAGGAGAUCGGCCCCUUCACAGACACAAAAUACAUUGUGGGCAUGCUGGAUCGGUGCACGGACAAACUGGAAAGAGACCGACUCAUCCUUUUCCUCAACAAACUAAUUCUCAACAAGAAAAAUGUGAAGGAAGUAAUGGACUCCAAUGGAGUGCGUAUCUUGGUGGACCUGCUCACAUUAGCACAUCUGCACACCAGCAGAGCAACUGUACCCCUACAGAGCAAUGUACUGGAAGCAGCACCGGAUAUGAAAAGGGAGAGUGAGAAAGAGUGGUACUUCGGUAACGCAGACAAGGAAAGAAGAGGACCAUUCAGUUUUGAAGAGAUGCAGGAGUUUUGGAGCACAGGUGUCUUGACCGCAAAAACACGUUGCUGGGCUCAGGGGAUGGAUGGAUGGCGCCCCCUACAGGCCAUUCCCCAGCUAAAAUGGUGCCUCUUGGCCACCGGUCAGGCUGUGAUGAACGAGUCUGAUCUGGCUACGCUCAUCCUCAACAUGCUCAUCACCAUGUGCUCCUACUACCCCAGCAGGGAUCAGGAUAAUGCUAUUAUCCGUCCUUUACCUAAGAUCAAGAGGAUGAUUAGUGACAAUGCUAGCCUUCCUCACAUUGUUCAGCUCUUGUUGACCUUUGACCCCAUCCUGGUGGAAAAAGUAGCCAAUGUUCUGUACUUGGUGAUGCAAGACAACCCCAACCUGCAGCGCCUCUAUUUGACUGGAGUCUUCUUCUUCAUCAUGAUGUACACCGGCUCCAAUGUUCUGCCUGUUGCAAGAUUCCUUAAGUACACCCACCUGAAGCAAGCCUUCAAAUCAGAGGAGUCUAAGGGUCAGGACAUAGUGCAGCGGAGUGUUCUGGGGCCAGUGCUGCCUGAGGCCAUGGUCUGCUACCUGGAGAACUAUGAGGCCGAGCGCUUCUCUGAAAUAUUCCUUGGAGAGUUUGAUACCCCGGAGGCCAUUUGGAGCAGUGAGAUGAGGCGGAUGAUGAUUGAGAAGAUAGCUGCCCAUGUUGCGGACUUCAGCCCCAGACUACAGAGUAACACACGGGCCCUAUAUCAGUACUGCCCUAUACCUGUGAUCAGCUUCCCUCAGCUGGAUAAUGAGCUCUUCUGCAACAUCUACUACCUCAGACAUCUGUGUGACACCAUCCGCUUCCCUGACUGGCCCAUUCGUGAUGCUGUGAAGCUGCUAAAAGAUACUCUUGAAGCUUGGAAGAGAGAAGUGGAGAAGAAGCCUCCCUCUAUGUCUGUGGAUGACGCCUACGAAGUCCUGAACCUCCCAAAAGGACAGGGACAGCAUGAGGAGAGUAAAAUCAGGAAAGCCUACUUCAGACUGGCCCAAAAGUACCAUCCUGACAAGAACCCAGAGGGCAGGGAAAUGUUUGAGAAAGUCAACAAAGCCUAUGAGUUCCUCUGUACCAAGUCUGCCCGUAUCGUGGAUGGACCUGAUCCAGAAAACAUCAUUCUCAUCCUUAAAACACAGAGCAUCCUCUUCAACAGACAUAAACAAGAACUGGAACCGUACAAGUACGCUGGUUACCCCAUGCUCAUUAAAACCAUCACAAUGGAGACGGAGGAUGAUCAGCUUUUCUCUAAGACCUCACCCCUGCUUCCAGCUGCUGCAGAGCUCGCCUUCCACACAGUCAACUGCUCAGCUCUGAAUGCGGAGGAGCUGCGACGUGAGAACGGCAUCGAGGUGUUGUUGGAAGCUCUUUCCCGAUGCGUUGCUGUCCUCACUGCAUCCAGUAAAGCUGAUGACAUGGCUGUUCAGGUGUGCGGGCACAUCUGUAAGUGCUAUAGUGUUGCAGCUCAGUUUGAGGAAUGCAGGGAGAAGAUCAUUGAACUUCCCAAUAUCAUCAGGGACAUCUGCCACAUCUUGUACUAUGGAAAGGGUCUCCCAAAAACUGCAGCAUUGGCAGUGCAGUGCGUCAGCUCCUUUGCCGUGGACUUCUUCUUACAGACCCAUCUGUACCAUGCUGGUGUACUUUGGCACUUGCUGGUCCACCUCUUCAACUAUGAUUACACUCUGGAGGAGAGUGGCGUGCAGGCGAGCCAGGACACGAAUCAGCAGGAGGUUGCCAACAGCCUCGCCAAGCUCAGCCUGGUGGCUCUCAGCCGUCUGGGGGGAUACGUUCAAGCACCACACAGCCCAGAUGGCAACAAUCCUGUCUCAGAAACCAACGGCAUCGAGGGGACGCCACCAGAGAACCCUACAAUUCGCAAGAGUCUAGCUGCCAUGUUAACGCCGUACAUUUCAAGGAAGCUGAGUACAGGAUCUCCUGCUGAGGUCUUGAAGCUGCUGAAUAGUAACUCAGAGAAUCCAUACUUGAUCUGGAACAACGGAACUCGUGCUGAGCUGCAGGAGUUCCUAGAGGGUCAACAAGAGGGAAACAUCAAGAGGGGAGAAAACGAUGAAAGCUUUGGUGCAGAGUUUUUGUUCAGUGAUCACAGCAAAGAGCUGAUAGUUGGGGAGAUCUUUGUCCGGGUUUAUAAUGAGCAACCAACUUUUCCACUUGAGUUUCCCAAAGCAUUUGCGGCCAGUCUCCUGGACUAUGUUGGCUCACAGGCCCAGUAUCUCCACACCCUGCUGGCCAUGAGUCAGAGUAACAAGGUGGAGUCCCAGCAACACGCCGAGAGGCUCCGCUUUGCCGAGAUGGCUUUAGAGGCUCUCCGCAACGUCAUCAAGAACAACCCUGGUUCGGAGUCUGAGUGCAUUGGCCACUUUAAGCUGCUCUUCUCACUGUUGCGGGUUCACGGAGCUGGCAGAGUUCAACAGCUGGUUCUGGAGGUUGUAAAUACAGUGACAUCAAAUCAAGAAUGUGUGAGCAACAUCGCAGAGUCCCUGGUGUUAUCCAAUCUGCUGUUGCUGCUGCACUCACUCCCCUCCAGCAGACAAAUGGUGCUGGAAACCCUGUAUGCACUGACCUCCAAUACAAAGAUAGUCAAAGAGGCUAUGGCCAAAGGUGCUCUGAUCUACCUGUUAGAUCUGUUCUGUAACUGCACACACCCCCAGGUUCGCACACAGACCGCAGAGCUCUUCUCCAAGAUGACGUCAGACAAGCUUGUUGGGCCGAAGGUGCGUCUAACUCUGAUACGUUUCCUUCCGGGUGUGUUCAUGGACGCAAUGCGAGACAAUGCAGAGGCUGCAGUCCACAUAUUUGAGGGAACGCACGAGAAUCCUGAGCUCAUCUGGAACGACAGCUCCAGGGAGACUGUGUCUACCACUGUCCGAGAGAUGAUGCUUGAGCACUUUAAACAGCAAAAGGAUAAUCCUGAUGUGAACUGGAAAUUGCCAGAGGUGUUCACCGUGGCGUAUGGAGCAGGACAGGGCGAGCUUGAAGUGGGUGGUGUCUUCCUGCGUAUCUUUAUUGCUCAGCCAGGCUGGGUGUUACGCAAGCCGAGAGAGUUCCUAGUGUCCCUCCUGGAGACCCUGACGGAGCUGCUGGAGAAAAAUAACCCCAAUGGGGAGGCUUUGGAGACAGUCACCACGGCAGCAGUUUGUCUGUUCAGCACACAGAGCCAGCUGGCCGACCAGGUCCCUCCUUUGGGUCACCUGCCUCGCAUUCUGGCAGCACUCAACCACAAGAACAACGCUGUGCCCAAGAGCUCAAUUCGCCUCAUACACGUGUUAUCAGACAACGAGCUGUGUGUGCGUUCCAUGGCCUCUCUGGAGACCAUCGGCCCUCUAAUGACUGGGAUGAAAAUGCGGGCAGACAUGGCAGGCUUGGCAUGCGAAGCUCUCAACCGCAUGUUCCAGAAGGAGCAGACAGAACUAGUGGCCCAGGCUCUACGAGUGGAGCUGGUGCCGUAUCUCCUGAAGCUACUGGAAGGAAUAGGACUGGAGACAUUAGACAACCCCUCAGCUACGAAGGCCCAGAUAGUAAAGGCUCUCAAGUCAAUGACUCGCAGUCUGCAGUACGGAGAACAGGUGAAUGAGAUUCUAGCGAAGUCCUCGGUGUGGAGUGCCUUCAAAGACCAGAAACACGAUCUUUUCAUCUCAGAGUCUCAAACUGCAGGCUACCUGACAGGGGUAUCCACUCCUUCUCUCCUGGCUGCCAGCAGCCCACUGCGAGGUGGGCUCUAGACUCCUGAGCUGGGCCCUCACAGCCCACCUCUUUCUUGCUCUGAUGCAGGUCCAGGAGUAGCAGGUUACCUUACAGCAGGAACUGGCACCACGGUAAUGCCCAGCGUCCCACCCCCUGUGGACAACGACAUCGGAGACCAAGGCUGACGGACACUCACAGUCUCGCUCACGCGCCCAGACUGCCCUGCAGCCUUCACAGCCGCAGCUCAGAGGGACUGUCCAGCUCCCAGAUGAGGGGAUGGAGAGAGAGAAAGACGGAGGGAGGACAGCACACCACCACAGACUGUCACCAAAAUUACCACAACGCCUCCUCCGGCAUUGCUCUCCUCUCCCCCUCCAAAUGGCACUCAAGUCUUCAUAAACACUUUGAAAUUGUUUUAACGGAUGACCACACUUUGUUUUCGUUUCUGUGCUACUUUCAUUGUUUCUUCUAAUGACACACAGAAGAGUUUACUUUUUGUAUGAAUAUAUUUUUUACUCUACAUUUUUUUUUCCUGUGAGAAAGACAUUGGGAAACUGAGAAUUAUUAUGGGUAAACUGUCUCUUCUCUAUUACCUUCCUCCUUGUAAUUUCUGAUUGGCUGUACUUGCCCAUUAAAUAUCUCCUCUCUGAGGGUACUGCCGGACCUAUCUGCCAUCCGCAUAAAAAUAUCUAAUCUGUAUAGCAGUAUUCUGGUAUGACAAAGGAAAUGGGUGUUGAAGGAGGAAGUAGCUGAACAGAUUAGUACGAUUUCGCUGCCCUGUUUCUACCAUCACAGCCCUCAGUCUGAUUCUGACCUCUUGUCUGGUUUGAUCUGCCCACCAAAUGUUUUGCCUUUUAUUCCUCUGAUCUUAAUUCCUACAUUCUUCUCUCUCUUUAAAGGCUACCCUUCCUGCCUCAAUUUUUAAGAUAACUUUCCUUCCCACCUUAAUGGAAAAAGCACUAGAAUAUUUAAAAGUGAAUAAUAACCUUUUACCAACGGAAAUGAGCUUCUGCUAAGACCUGACGAAUGAUGUUGACUCUGAUUAUGAUUCUAUGUGAAAGACUAGUGCAAUUUGUGAAAUGUUCAAUGUAAUAUUACGUAUAUAAACUUUCUAUAUGAAUGUACAUUAAAAAAAAUAAAUCAGACGCACCUGUACAUAAAAUUUUAAGAAUAAAAGGGAACUCACAGUGUU